UCCACUUCCAUUUAUUCGUUUCAUUGAAGUUAAAUAUCCGUGUGUUUUUUUUUUAAACCAGAUUGUCCUAUUAUACUGAGUGUUAUUAAGUAUCCUAAGAAAAUGGCGUCUGCACCUCCGGGUCAAGGUUUUCAGAAUAAAAACAGAGUUGCCAUUCUAGCUGAGCUGGACAAGGAGAAGAGGCGUUUGAUACAAAGCCAGUCCAUGAAUAAUCCAGGGGCUAGUAUUCCUCUAUCGAGACCAGCAGUGAAUAAAGACUUCCGUGACCAUGCAGAACAGCAGCACAUUGCAGCACAGCAGAAAGCAGCUUUACAGCAUGCACACGCUCAUUCGUCUGGAUUCUUCAUUACGCAAGACUCUUCAUUUGGAAACCUUAUACUCCCUGUUCUGCCGAGACUGGAGGCAGAGGGAUGAGAUUUUGCACAAGUCUGACACUAUCGGUGUAACAACUCCUUAUUGUGGCUUUAAACCUUUGUUUAUGUAAAAUCUUUG
This is a messenger RNA of Chanos chanos (milkfish), 492 nucleotides long. It is a transcript of the gene inip, whose product is annotated as ints3 and nabp interacting protein. The record is from RefSeq and is a predicted model, not a curated record. Lineage: Eukaryota; Metazoa; Chordata; Actinopteri; Gonorynchiformes; Chanidae. Gene Ontology annotation, cellular component: nucleoplasm; SOSS complex; nucleus. Bases 103 to 414 code for a protein of 103 amino acids. The transcript is spliced from 4 exons. Gene Ontology annotation, biological process: DNA repair.